Phascolarctos cinereus (koala) is the source of this 1168-nucleotide messenger RNA. Lineage: Eukaryota; Metazoa; Chordata; Mammalia; Diprotodontia; Phascolarctidae. The record is from RefSeq and is a predicted model, not a curated record.
AUGCCUGGUGGAGGAGCUCAGGAAAACAAAGGGUCAGCCACUGAUCCCACCUUCAUCCUUAGCUGUGCACCAUGCAAUGUGAUCUGCUCUAUCCUCUUCCGUGACCGAUUCAAGUACAAUUAUCUGAUGAACUUGUUAAAUGAAAACUUCCGCCUCGUUAAUGAACCAUGGAUACAGCUCUACAACUUUUUACCAGCAUUCGGAACAUACCUCCCUGGAGAGCACAAAAGAAUUUUUAACAUUAAUGAGGAACUUAAAGAUUUCAUUUUGGAAAGAGUGAAAGAGCAUCAGAAGGUCCUGGACCCCAACAACCUCAGACACAUUGACUGCUACCUCUCCAAAAUGCAGCAGGAGAAAGAUAAUCCCCAGUCUCAAUUUGACUUGGAAAAUCUAAAAGUGAUAGGAAGAGAUUUAUUUACUGCAGGAACAGUGACAACGCACAGCACCGUAAGAUAUGGCCUGCUGCUCAUUCUGAAACAUCCUGAGGUCCAAGCAAAAAUUCAUGAGGAAAUUGGACGUGUGAUUGGACAUAAUCGACUUCCUUCCAUAAAGGACAGACAAGAUAUGCCCUAUAUGGAUGCUGUGGUGCAUGAAGUGCAAAGAUUCAUUGACCUCAUACCUCUCAACGUACCCCAUGCAGUGAACCGGGACAUCCAUUUCCAACAAUAUAUCCUCCCCCAAAGUCAGUAGUCUUGGGAGAAUGGGAUCUUAAACACAAUUUAUUCCAAUGAUAUCAUCAUGGACAUGAGAAAAUGGAGUCCCAUUGUCAUGAUCUCACUUAAAGUUCUCCUUGAGGCAGUGCUUUAUUACAUACAGUCUACUUGCAUGUGGUGCUAAAUGAAGAAUAAGAGAAAAGUGUGCCCUUAUCUCUGUUCUUCCUGCUUCUCAUUCACCACAGUAAUGCUCUGGAAAGAAAAUGUACAGGGAACGUAACAGGGUGAGGUUGCUCAAGAGAAAUGUUUUUGUCCUUUUCUCUUACUAGGCAGUGAAGCAGAAUGUAUAAAUACUAUUAUCUGUCCCAUUGUGUAGAUAGGGACAUUGAUUUUCAGGUGUAAUGACUUCCCUAAGAUCAUUUAAGUGUUGGAGAUGAGACUUGAACCUAGGUCUUUAGACUCUAAAAUACUGCUUUCCGGGGUUGCUAAAUAAACUGUGAAUGAAUUAAAAUGAA